Molecule: messenger RNA, 904 nt
Organism: Aspergillus saccharolyticus JOP 1030-1
Lineage: Eukaryota; Fungi; Ascomycota; Eurotiomycetes; Eurotiales; Aspergillaceae
Exons: 1
Coding region: 65-451 (128 amino acids)
Source: RefSeq, a predicted model, not a curated record
AUCUCAUAUUCUUUUUACUCCAUGUUACUCUUCAGUCUGCUCGGCUCGAGUAUUCGCAUUCACCAUGGAGGCUAUCGUGGAUUCUAUUCCCGAGCAGUUGUUCCUUGACCUACGAGUCUCUGCGGUCCGCAACCGAACCGCGCGUCUCAACUUGGUGGAACCGUGGGCUACCGAGUAUUGCACUGCUGUCUUAGAGAAGCGAUAUGGUGAUGCGAUAUUUGCUCGAUACAAUAUAGCGGGACAGGCAGUGGAUGGUGUCUAUUCCGAAUGGAACAUCACUGUCUACGAUAUGAUCAUGUCGGAUGCCCAGGAGUACGCACAAGACCAUCCGGAGCUUUUCGCCGAUGCCUUACAGAUCUAUAACAAUACAAAUUCGACCGAUACACGACGCGAUAUUAUCGAAGGACUCAAAAAGAUCACGUUUGACUACCCAUUAUCUUUGCCAGCUUGAACAGCGGUUCUAAGCUUCUGAUCUCUUUCAUUUUACAAUAAGCUUACAACCAUCUGCCUCAUAGCAUGAAAUUCAGUGUCCCUAAACCUAUUAUCAACGUGAUCUAGUGAGAGCUCCAAAAUACACUUGCCGUCUACGCGCAGUUUGAAGGUCCAUUCUACAGGUAUUAUCAGCCCGCCUCACAGAUGCAGUAACGAUAAUACAUACGUGCUGGGGCAUUAGAACGGCCGGUUUCAGGCACCAAACACAUGAUCAGUCACAAUCGAUAUACAGUUCAGAUUCACUUUCGUUGUCUUUUACCUUCUUGUACACAACCUAGCGAGAUCAGCUUCCGCUGCGAACACUGUUCUUCUUUGUUAAUGGUCCCAAACCGGGAACGCUAGCGGGAGGCCGUCUGUCAGGCUAGUAAUUUUCAUUUAGCAGGAGAAAGUAAUACGAAAAACUUGUCUUUAC